AUCUGGGUUACAAAUGGGCCCAUAUAGCCGUAUGAAUAAGCCCAGUAAGCUUUACAAGCCAUUUGAGCUCAGUUUGCUAAAUGGAAAUGUUGUUCUAACUCGGAGACGAAAAUUUUCUCUAAUGUAGUUGGUUUUGUGAGAGAGACGAUGGCUGGGAAGCUUCAGAAAUGGCGGAAUCUGUCAGGUCGUCUAGAUCUGAUGGCUCGGAGCGACGCUUUAUCGACGAAGCGGUUCCUGCACGAAGGUCCAGACACCAUGGAGGAGCUACUCGAUAGACACCUGGCGAAGAAAGAGAAACCAAAAAUCGACGACGAUGAGGCCGAGUUUCUGAACAGGCGGCGCCUGACGAGCACGCGCAGGGAGGCGCUGAGUUUGUACAGAGACAUAUUCCGCGCGACUCGGUUCUACAUGUGGACGGAUUCAAGGGGAAACCUGUGGAGAGACGUGCUGAGAGAGAACGCUAGGAAAGAGUUCGAGGCGGCGCGAUUUGAGACGGAUCCAGAGGUUAUCACGCGGCUGCUGAUCGGUGGAAGCGACGCGGUUUCGUCUGCUUUAGAUAAGCUCGCGGAGAAGCAAAGAGAGAUGAUUGAGCAAAAACGACGAAGCGAUCAAUUGUGAUUCGAGUGAUUAAAUGUACACGAAUGUUCAAGUUUUAAACUCAAAUGCCGACCGAAUUCUUGUCCCUUUCUUUUUUUGUUUUCUUUCUCGCCUCUAAUCAAGAUUUAUUUGUGUUUGUUGACAUGUAAAGGAUUGAACAGAUUUA
Molecule: messenger RNA, 763 nt
Organism: Eutrema salsugineum
Lineage: Eukaryota; Viridiplantae; Streptophyta; Magnoliopsida; Brassicales; Brassicaceae
Exons: 1
Coding region: 148-618 (156 amino acids)
Biological process (GO): mitochondrial respiratory chain complex III assembly
Source: RefSeq, a predicted model, not a curated record